Molecule: messenger RNA, 354 nt
Organism: Rotaria sp. Silwood2
Lineage: Eukaryota; Metazoa; Rotifera; Eurotatoria; Philodinida; Philodinidae
Source: the annotation of a GenBank genome assembly
AUGUCAGAUGAACUUGUUCAAUGGUUAAAAGAUCGAUUAGCAUCAACGUAUUUGAUCAAUAAUGAUUCAUAUUAUGAACAGGAUAUUUCAAUAAGGAUUUGGAAAUCAUUAUCAUCAUCAUCAUGUCCCAUAGGCUUAGCGCCCGUUGGGGCCAACCAUUUUUACGGGAUCAGAUUUUUCCACGCCUGUCGGUCUUGUGCGAGAUGGAACAGCUCUUGUCCACUGCGUUGACACCACUCUGUUAUGUCAUCCAGCCAUUCUCUGCGUGGACGCCCCCGGCGAGAUUUUCCUUCCAUGUUCGAAAAUAUUAUGGGUUUGAUUAAUCUCGUAUCAUCCAUUCUGCAGAUGUGGCCA